AUGAACAAAGAUCUGGGCGUCCGAAAAAAAUUAACACCACGGGAAGAAGAAUUGCUUUUGCGUGAAAUGAAGAAAGAUCCGUUUACGUCUGCUCUAAAAUUGGCAACAACGGUUGUUGCAAACUUUAACAAAGAAGUACACGCCCAAUUAUGUCGAAGAAUGUUAUGGAAAAACAAUUUCCAUGGUAGAGUCCCGCGAGAGAAACUACACAUUAGCAAGAAGAGUAAAUUACUUUGUUUAAAAUUUGCCAAAGAUAAGAGAACAGUAUGGAAGAAGUCAAACAAGGAGUUGGAUUCAAAAAAUUGGAGGCUCCGUAAUGGUUAUAGAGCUGAAUGCCUGCUAAUUGGCAAUCUGGAAAUCUCGUAUUCAUCGAUGGAAUCAUGGACAAAGCUAAAAUAUUUAAAUAUUUUAAAAGAAAAUUUCAUCGACAGUGCGGAGAAAUUAAAUGUGUCAAGAAAUUUUUGCUUCCAGCAGGACCGAGACUCUAAACAUACGGCCAAAACAGUACAAGAAUGGAUCUCAGAUAAUGUACCCCAUUCAUUAACCAGCCCUUACCAUAAAGCCCUGACUUAA
Molecule: messenger RNA, 573 nt
Organism: Frieseomelitta varia
Lineage: Eukaryota; Metazoa; Arthropoda; Insecta; Hymenoptera; Apidae
Exons: 2
Coding region: 1-573 (190 amino acids)
Biological process (GO): DNA integration; DNA transposition
Molecular function (GO): DNA binding
Source: RefSeq, a predicted model, not a curated record